This is a messenger RNA of Trichoplax adhaerens, 1113 nucleotides long. RefSeq lists its product as uncharacterized. The record is from RefSeq and is a predicted model, not a curated record. The transcript has 4 exons. The annotation marks the transcript as partial. NCBI's taxonomy places the organism in Eukaryota, Metazoa, Placozoa, Uniplacotomia, Trichoplacea, Trichoplacidae.
GAUGAUUUUAAAACACCUAUAGUUAUUGAUAAUGGUUCAAGCAGUAUAAAAGCUGGUUUGGCAACCGAAAGUAAUCCCAGCGUAAUUUUUCCUUCUAUAGUUGGCCGGCCUCAAUACAAGCAAUUGACAAAUGAUGGUGGUGCGUUAUAUUAUGGAGAUGCUGCUCAAGAAAAACGGGAUGUACUUACUUUAAGUCAUCCCGUGGAGCAUGGCGUUGUCAAAGACUGGGAUGAUAUGGAAUUAUUAUGGCAGCAUAUGUUUGAAGACCAAUUAAGAUUAGAAGCUAAUGAACAUCCAGUGCUCAUCACUGAAGCACCAAUGAACCCUAAGAAAAACCGUGAAACCAUAACUCAGAUCAUGUUUGAAAAUUUUAAUGUGCCCUAUCUCUAUGUUGCAACUGAAGCGCUAUUAUCAUUAUAUGAGAGUGGAAGGACAACAGGAUUGGUCUUUGAUAGUGGCGAUGGUGUGAGCUAUUCGGUUCCAAUCUAUGAAGGCUGUGUCCUAGAUUAUGCAGUGCAAAGAUUAAAUUUAGCCGGUCAAGACUUAACACAAUUUUUGGCAAGGGCAUUAAAUGAUAGGGGAAGUUCGUUCACAACGGAUGCUGAUAUGGAAACAGUCCGCGAAAUCAAGGAAAACUUAUGCUUUGUAACAUUAGAUUAUGACACCUUAUCCGUUGACGAAGAAUCUGUCGAAACUUCUUAUACAUUGCCUGAUGGCCAGGUGAUUAAGAUUGGUAAUGAACGCUUUCGCUGUCCAGAAGUUUUAUUUAGUCCAGCUAUGGUCGGGCUCGAUUUGGCCGGCAUCCAUAAGAGCAUUUCCAGUUGUAUUACAUCAUGUGAUGUUGAUAUUAGGAAAGAAUUGAUGCAAAAUGUUGUCUUAGCCGGUGGUAAUAGCCAAUUUAAGGGAUUACCAGAGCGUCUGAAAGAAGAAAUUGAAUUUGAAACACCUUCAAUGUGUGGUAAAAUCAGGAUACAUAGCCCAUGUAGUAGGAUUAAUACAAUAUGGCGAGGAGGUGCAAUAUUAGCAAGCUCGCCAAAGUUUUGCCGCAUGUGUAUAACUAGUGCUGAAUAUGAAGAAUUUGGGCCAUCUAUAGUCAAUCGCCGUUGCUUAUAA